This is a messenger RNA of Thermochaetoides thermophila DSM 1495, 1563 nucleotides long. RefSeq lists its product as uncharacterized. The record is from RefSeq and is a predicted model, not a curated record. The transcript has a single exon. NCBI's taxonomy places the organism in Eukaryota, Fungi, Ascomycota, Sordariomycetes, Sordariales, Chaetomiaceae. Bases 1 to 1563 code for a protein of 520 amino acids.
AUGGAGACCAAAAAUGUCACCCAGCCACGCUAUCGCAAGGUUGAAAUCGAGAUCCCCCUCCCAUCCAUACGACGGUAUAAGCCCGGCUCUGGACCUCCUCCCCCCCAGAUAUCCUUACUACCACCGCGCGACUCGACUGCAUACAUCAUCGACCAGUUCGUUUUGCCUACCGACGAGGAUGCCACUCUCACGUCCCGGCGACUCAUAUACUACCACGUCGGCUUCACAGACCUACCGCACGUCAAGAUCCUCCUCCCAUGUACUGAGGUGUUGGACUAUGUUUCACCUCGUGAGCUCGAGGAAUGGGAGUACCACAAUUGGGAGCGAAAGAUGAAGGAGAGGGUACGCAAGCAAGAAGAAACGAAGCGCACAGGACGUCCACGUAAGAAAAGAAUUGUUGAGGCUUCUGAGCCACAGGCCAAGACUGCCAAUGCUCCAACAUUAAGCUCCGCAGACGACGCGCUCUUGCUCUCUCGAGAGGUUGCCGGCCCUUCGUUAUCAACACCGCAGAAAAGAAAACUCAGUGCGAUGCUGGAGGAGGAGAAGACCGGAGAGAUGAGCAAUACUGAAGAGUCGGAUGGCAGUGCUGUUCGCCGACAACUUCGAGGCGAUUUGGUCAUCGAAGGUUCUGAGGAGACGGGUGAAGACUUGGGGUCGGAGUCUAUGGAUCAGUUUGCGCUCACACACGACGACACUAUCGGGGCCACAUCACUUCGUGCAAACAGUGCGGCUCCUAUGAUGCAGCGCAAAUAUGGCAGCACUUCCGCGGCCCAACAGGCUACUUUCGUGUCGCAGGGAUCGACAGCUGAGCUAUCGACUCUCCCAGUCACCCAAGUCACACCGACCAAUACUUCCAGGCAAACAUUAACUCCUAAUCCCAGGCCAAAUUCUUUGUCAAAUGAGUCAGUGCCAUGGACUGCAACCCCGCGCGUCAGCCAAAGUCAGGGAAAUGCGCCGGUAUUGUCCACGGCUAAAAAGAAAGUAAGGCCACCAAAGUUGAAGGAUUCAUUAGCGAAACGACGACAACCCCCGUCUACCAAAAAGAAGCAAAAGGCCACUGACCCAGAACCCGAGCCGGAAGACGACGAAUGGGAAGUCAAAGGGCUUCUCGACGAUAAGUGGUUCCUCGGGGAUGGAGUCAAGGUUCACAAGUACCUUGUCCUGUGGGAAGGCGACUGGCCGCCUGAUCAGAACCCGACGUGGGAGCCAGAAGAAAACAUACAAGACCAGGCGCUCAUCAAAAAGUACCAACAAAAGAAGGCAGCCGGGUUACUCAAGUCUUCGCCUGUCAAGCGGCAGAAGACGCUGCGCCACUUCCUCUCGUCAACUCCGUACCGCACUGUCGCGGAGGCGUUUGCGGGGGGCAUCGAUGAGCAACCGCCACCUGUGAUCCAGGACACAGAUAGCGAGGCGAAGCUGCCUGAGGAGCAGUUCUUCGUGACCGAGAAUCUCGGGAGUGUUGGCCCUGCCAAUGAGUCUAGGCCAUCGGUGACGAAACCCAAGUCGGGAUUUCAGGUGUUUGACAAUACGUUGGCUCGGUACAACCGGACUUUUUCGCGCUGA